AUCAGUUCCCGACGUCCGAAAAGCCUCUCAGUAUCCUGAAAAAUGCGAAGACCCUGUCAAGUACACGGCAAUCCCGAAAACCCGCUCUUCGAAAGACGCCAAUUUUUGGCGCGAACGUUUUCCACCACGAUUCCUGUUCACGCGUAAGAGUAACCGGUGUUAUCUUAUCGUCAAGAGGGAAAACAUGGAUAAAAUGAACUCCAGUGACAAUUUCAGCGAUCUCGCUGACGAGGAUUAUACAAAUGGUGUUGAAGCAUGUUAUCCCUAUGGAUAUUACAUCCAUCUGUUGCACACCUAUUAUCUACCGUCUAUUUCUAUCAUUGGUAUCGUUGGAAAUUGUUUAUCCUUCAGCGUGUUCAUGUCUUCGCAUAUGAAGAUGAAGAGUUCAAGUUAUUACUUGGCCGUGUUGGCACUUGCCGAUCUUGGUUUUCUUAUUGUUGUGAUUGUUGUUCAGUGCAGUUUCAACGGGAUCUUCGAGAUUUAUAAUGUCGAAGGAUGGUGCCAAUUCUUCGUUUAUAUGAGCUCGGUAUGUGCAACACUCAGUGUUUGGCUUAUUGUUGCCUUCACUGUAGAGCGUUUCAUCGCUGUACAAUAUCCUUUCCAAAAGCCCAAUAUUUGUACAGUAAGAAGAGCAAGAAUCACCGUUAGCAUCUUAAUAUUACUGGCUAUCAUCAGCCAACUCUAUACCUUCUGGAUUGCAGGAAUAAUUGAGAAUGAUUUCAACGAAUUCGAAUGCGAAAUGUUGCCGCAAUAUCAAGAAGUGAUGAAGAUUGUCAAUUUCAUAGAUACCAUAGUUACAUUGAUACUUCCCCUCGUCAUGAUUGUCGCAAUGAAUACAAUGAUCGCAAGAAGUUUGAUAAUGUUCCGAAAGAGAAUGGUCGCGAAAGAAGUAAAUGGACGAUAUUCUGAUGAAGAUGACAGCAGACAUAAUCCUUUCACAGAAUCUAAGCCUAAUAGAGCCAUCUUCAAGGUGAAGAGCUCUUCUUCAGUUCUACUCAAGUCUAAAAAGUCUUCAAGUACCCACCUGAGUCUCGGCGAGAGAAUUUCCCAGAUACAUAUACGCAACUCUGAUAGUAGCUGGUCUUCCAAAUCUCAGGACAAUAUCACUAAAACUCUGCUUAUAAUAUCAUCUGUAUUCGUAGGAUUGAACUUACCAAGUUACACCAUAAGGAUUUGGAUAUUCUUUGGAUUCACCCUAUACGAAAAACUUCCACCGGAAGUGCUGUGGUGUACACAACAAGUAGCGAUGCUUCUUUACUAUACCAAUUUCAGUGUGAACUUCAUACUUUAUACCAUGUGCGGAGCUACGUUCAGACGUUGCCUUUGGAAAAUGAUUAAAUGGAAUUAAACAGAUCCAGUUGGCCCCACCAGCAUCAGACCAUGACGGACGAUGGUUGUUUCGUAUAAUUGGAUAACUUUUUUCACGUAAUCUGGAAGGCGAAUUUAUUAAUCUCUCAAUGUGAUAAUAUCUCAAUGUUUUAUCAUUUUAUGAAUUCUAUAUAGUAGAAAAUAUUUAUAUUAAAUUUCAGACAAAUUUU
This is a messenger RNA of Harmonia axyridis, 1538 nucleotides long. Its product is annotated as neuropeptides capa receptor-like. Gene Ontology annotation, cellular component: plasma membrane. Gene Ontology annotation, biological process: G protein-coupled receptor signaling pathway. The record is from RefSeq and is a predicted model, not a curated record. The transcript has 7 exons. The coding region runs from base 185 to 1348 and encodes 387 amino acids. Lineage: Eukaryota; Metazoa; Arthropoda; Insecta; Coleoptera; Coccinellidae. Gene Ontology annotation, molecular function: G protein-coupled receptor activity.